AUGGAGGAAGGGGUGGAUACAGAUGAGGUGGUGAGGUCAGCAAGCAGCUUGAGGAUGAGCAUAGGAUCUAUGAGCAGGAGGAGUUGGGUUUCAGCAGGUGUUUCUGAGGUGUGGGGUGCUGGACAUGGUGGUGAUGUCUUUGAGAGGAGCACGAGAGCUGUUGAUGGUGAUGAUGAAGAGGAGCUCAAGUGGGCAGCCAUAGAGAGGCUUCCAACGUUUGAAAGGUUAAGGAAAAGCAUAGUGAGAAGGGUCUUAGAAGAGAGUGGAAGGUUCAACUAUGAAGAGGUUGAUUUAUCCAACCUUGGUUUUCAGGACAAGAGCAAACUCCUUCAUGCCAUUCUGAGCACUGUUGAACAAGACAAUGAGAGGUUUCUCCGUAGCAUGAGGGAGAGGAUUGACAGGGUGGCUAUAGAGAUUCCACAAGUUGAAGUACGCUUUGAAGAUUUGUUUGUGGAAGGAGAUGCAUUUAAUGGAACCAGAGCACUACCAACUUUACUGAACUCCACCGUGAAUGCGAUAGAGGUCAGAUACAAUGACUUUCUUCUUGUUGUGAAACAGAGAAUUCUUGGGUCACUUAAUGUUCUUCCAUCAAAGAAAAGUGUUAUCACGAUACUACGAGGUGUCAGUGGAAUUGUCAAGCCUGCAAGGUUGACCUUGCUUUUGGGGCCCCCAAGAUCAGGAAAAACUACACUGCUGCAAGCACUUGCUGGGAAACUAGACAGGGAUUUAAGGGUUGGCCAUCCUCUUAUUGCUCCAUCUUUAAGAAACAAUGCAAUGAUAAGAUAUGAUUGGUUUGCCAGAAUUGUAUCCGGAAGAGUCACUUACUGUGGUCAUGAGUUAUCAGAAUUUGUUCCUCAAAGAACCUGUGCUUAUAUUAGUCAGCAUAAUCUUCAUCAUGGAGAGAUGACAGUCAGAGAAACGCUGGACUUUUCUGGACGCUGCUUGGGAGUUGGAACAAGACAUGAGCUACUAAUAGAAUUGAUAAGGCGAGAAAAGCAAGCUGGACUCAAACCAGAUCCAGAGAUAGAUGCCUUCAUGAAAGCCACAGCAGUGGAAGGUCAAGAAACAAGUCUCAUUACAGAUUAUGUUCUCAAGGUUCUUGGACUGGAAAUAUGUGCUGAUACUUUGGUGGGAGAUGAGAUGAGGAGGGGAAUAUCUGGUGGAGAAAAAAAGAGGUUAACUACCGGUGAGAUGUUGGUAGGACCUGCAAAAGUCUUCUUAAUGGACGAGAUUUCAACCGGUUUGGAUAGUUCCACAACCUUCCAAAUUGUCAAGUUCUUGAGGCAGCUAGUGCAUGUCAUGGAUGUUACCAUGAUAAUCUCUCUUUUACAACCUGCACCAGAAACAUUUGACCUUUUUGAUGACAUAAUCUUGCUUUCUGAAGGCCACAUUGUCUACCAAGGACCACGUGAGAGUGUUCUCAAUUUUUUUGAGAGUGUAGGCUUCAAAUGCCCCGAAAGAAAAGGAGUUGCAGACUUCUUACAGGAGGUUACUUCCAAAAAGGACCAAGAGCAAUACUGGUUCGCAAGGGACAAGCCUUACCAUUUUGUCAGCGCUCCUGAGUUUGUAGCACACUUCAAUAAUUUUGGCAUUGGCCAACAACUUUCCCAAGAUCUUCGGGUUCCUUAUGACCGUGACAAAACUCAUCCAGCUGCAUUGGUUAAAGAUAAAUAUGGGAUCUCAAAACUAGAACUCUUGAAGGCAUGCUUUGCAAGAGAGUGGCUACUGAUGAAGCGCAGUGCUUUUAUAUACAUAUUUAAAACUACUCAGAUUACGAUUAUGUCUUUGAUUACUAUGACAGUGUUUUUUAGGACAGAAAUGGAAAGUGGUCACCUUGAGGAUGGGAGAAAAUUUUAUGGUGCCCUGUUCUUUAGUCUCACCAACAUAAUGUUCAAUGGAAUGGCUGAGCUUGCAAUGACUAUUUUUAGGCUUCCUGUUUUCUUCAAGCAGAGAGACUCAUUGUUUUAUCCAGCAUGGGCUUUUGCACUUCCCAUAUGGAUCUUUCGAAUUCCUCUCUCUAUUGUAGAGUCCGGAUUAUGGGUUGUCCUUACUUAUUACACUGUAGGGUAUGCUCCAGCUUCAAGUAGAUUUUUUGGUCAGUUAUUGGCAUUUGUCUGCGUUCAUCAAAUGGGUAUCUCACUGUUCCGAUUCAUUGCUGCUCUUGGAAGAACACUAGUUGUGGCAAACACGCUUGGUUUCUUUAUACUGCUACUUAUUUAUGUGCUUGGUGGGUUCAUUAUUGCCAAAGAUAACCUUGAACCCUGGAUGCAAUGGGGCUAUUAUGUUUCUCCUAUGAUGUAUGGUCAGAACGCCAUUGCUAUCAAUGAAUUCCUUGACCCGAGAUGGAGUGCUCCCAACAUGGACCGAAGAAUACCUGGGCGCACGGUUGGGGAGGCUCUUCUCAAGGUUAGAAGCAUGUAUACCGAAGACUAUUGGUACUGGAUUUGUAUUGGUGCUCUCCUAGGCUUUUCUCUGCUUUUCAACAUUUGUUUUAUAAUUGCUCUGACGUUUCUGAAUCCAGCAUAUAAAGAGUCUAAAUCUAUUAUUCUAGAGGAGCAAGUGGAGAAAAAGGGAACAACAGAAAAGAGUUCUGUUUCAACUGGUAAAUCAUUUGAAAAUGCAGACAUUGAUAUGGCAGAAAAGAACACCCGAGAGAAUUCAACUCCUGAAGAAGAUAGUUUAACAACCAAGAGGGGAAUGGUGUUACCCUUUAGGCCUCUAUCACUUGCCUUUGAUCACGAAAUGGAAAAACGUGGAAUUGAAGGAAGUCGACUUCAACUACUUAGAGAUGUCAGCGGUGCUUUCAGGCCUGGAGUGCUAACAGCAUUAGUAGGUGUAACUGGUGCUGGAAAAACCACAUUGAUGGAUGUUCUAGCUGGAAGAAAAACUGGUGGUUAUAUUGAAGGAAGCAUCAGCGUAUCUGGUUACCCAAAAAAACAAGCUACUUUUGCUCGGAUUAGUGGAUAUUGUGAACAAAAUGAUAUCCAUUCUCCAAAUAUCACAGUGCAUGAAUCUGUUAUGUUUUCUGCUUGGUUGCGACUUGGUAAGGAGGUCAACAGUAAAGUUAGGAAGAUGUUUGUUGAGGAAGUUAUGAACCUUGUUGAGCUACAUCCAGUGAGAAAUUUUCUAGUAGGUCUUCCAGGGGUAGAUGGUUUAUCAACUGAACAAAGAAAGAGACUCACCAUUGCUGUAGAAUUGGUUGCCAACCCUUCUAUCAUCUUUAUGGACGAGCCAACCUCCGGCCUUGAUGCUAGAGCUGCAGCAAUUGUCAUGCGUACUGUCAGAAACACAGCGGAUACAGGUAGAACUAUUGUCUGCACAAUUCAUCAACCAAGCAUUGACUUAUUCGAAGCUUUUGAUGAGCUGCUUUUGAUGAAGAGAGGAGGACAGCUCAUAUAUAAUGGUCCCUUAGGUCAACAUUCACAGAAGCUUAUAGAGUACUUUGAGGCUAUUCCUGGAGUUCCUAAAAUCAAAGAAGGUUAUAAUCCAGCCACAUGGAUUUUGGAGAUCAGUUCUCCAGCAGUGGAGAGUCAGCUUAGUGUAGACUUUGCAGAACUGUACACUAAGUCAGAAUUACAUGGUCUUCUCGUUUCAUUUCUGACAUCAACUCUUUUCAGGAGAAAUCAAGAGCUUGUUAAAGAGCUAAGCAGACCAUUAGAAGGAACAAAGGACCUUGAUUUCCCUACUGAAUACUCCCAGUCCUUUAUUACUCAAUCUAUAGCUUGCUUCUGGAAACAGAACUUGUCCUACUGGAGGAAUCCACAGUAUAAUGCCAUCCGGUUCUUCUUAUCAAUAACUAUUGGUGUUAUUUUUGGACUCGUUUUCUGGAAAAGAGGAAAGAUAAUAAAUAAGGAGCAAGAUUUUAUGAAUCUAAUGGGAGCUGUCUUCACUGCUGUUUUCUUUCUUGGAGGCUCCAACACUUCUAGUGUUCAACCCAUAGUUGCAAUAGAAAGAACAGUAUUAUACCGUGAAAAAGCAGCUGGAUUGUACUCAGCUCUACCUUAUGCUAUUGGUCAGGUGGCAGUGGAAUGCAUUUAUGUUGCAAUACAGACAUUUACUUUCAGUCUCAUCCUUUUCUCAAUGAUGGGGUUCCGUUGGCUAGUUGAUAAGUUCUUGUGGUUCUACUUCUUUAUGUUCAUUUCGUUUGUCUACUUCACUCUUUAUGGCAUGAUGACUGCAGCUCUGACUCCAAACCCCCAAAUUGCUGCAAUUGCUAUGGCCUUCUUUCUGGUGUUUUGGAACGUAUUUUCAGGUUUCAUUAUCCCAAAAUCGCAAAUUCCAAUAUGGUGGAAGUGGUAUUACUGGGCAUGUCCAACUGCAUGGAGUUUAUAUGGCCUAGUGACAUCUCAGGUGGGAGACAAAACUAAUACGAUUCUGGUACCUGGAUCAAAGUCAAUGUCAGUAAAAGCAUACAUUCGGGAAGAGUUCGGCUAUGAAUAUGACUUCCUUGGAGUUGUUGUUGUGGCUCUUAUUGGUUUUGUCACAUUGUUUCUUUUUGUUUUUGCAUAUAGCAUCAAGGUUCUUAAUUUCCAGAAGAGAUGA
Molecule: messenger RNA, 4542 nt
Organism: Sphenostylis stenocarpa
Lineage: Eukaryota; Viridiplantae; Streptophyta; Magnoliopsida; Fabales; Fabaceae
Source: the annotation of a GenBank genome assembly